AUGAAGUUGACAGCACUUGCUCUUAGCUGCUCUUUCUGCCUUACUCUAGCAUUUCCAUCCCCGGAUCCAUCAAAUUUUGCUCCAGCAGACCCAACUAGGUUCAAAAUAUGUCAAGAAUACAAUAUUCCACUCAAUAUUACGGCCGAAAUUACGGUCCCUACUGCGGAGUAUACGCCAUUCCAAAAUAAUUUGGAUGUGGCCGCCUGGUUAUUCAACCUCGCACGCCGUGAUUCCAAAACAGCAUUUGUUCCUCUUGCUGGAUCCAAGAAUGUCACGCAUUCUUAUAAUAUUUCCGGCACCAUCUGCAGUCCUCUCACUCCUACUAAUAACCAAACGACGAUCAUCCUUGCCACACAUGGACUCGGUUUCGAUAGAAGGUAAGCACACGCUACUGUAUGACAUGGAACAGUUACAUGUACUGACCUGAACCAGAUAUUGGGAUAUCAGGAAGAAUCCAGCAAACUAUAGCUUUGUGGAUUCUGCCAUAAGUAGUGGAUACUCGGUAUUCUUUUACGACCGUCUUGGAACAGGGAAAUCAACAAAGUAUGUUUGCGACCAUUUAUUUACACAUAGUAUCAAUUCCUGACUCUCAUCAGGGUUUCCGGUUAUGAUGGAGCCCACGCAAACAUCCAACUCGCAAUCCUCAAACAACUCUCAAUUCUCCUCCGUGAAGGAAAGUACACAGGCUCCCUCGGAAAGCCCGCAAAGCUAGCACAUCUCGGUCACUCAUUCGGCUCUUUCCUUUCAAACGCGCUCAUAUCCGAUAGUCCUGAACUCUCAGAUGCAGCCCUACUCACAGGCUUAGGCUACGACAUGUCAGGCAUGGCACCAUCUAUAGAAGCCCUAGCUCUCCGCAUCGCCAACCGCCAGAGCAAAUUCAAAGCCCUAGAUAACGAAUACCUAGGUGCCAUUGACUCCCCAGCUUUCGCGCAAUUCUUCCUGCACGCCGGAUAUUACGAUGUAGCUCUCUUGAAUCUUGCUUUUCAGUUGGCGCAACCCCUGGCCGCCGUUGAGUAUCUGACCCUGGCGACUUUACAACUCAGUUCACCUGAUUUUACAGGCCCCGUGAUGGUAGGCAUCAUAAUUUCAUCCGGGUAAUUGGAGGCAUGCUAAUGAGUAUAGGUUAUGGAUGGUGAAAAUGACUUCCCUCUUUGUGGAGGCAAUUGUGUUGGGACCUUGGGUCCAGCGCAGACGUUGUAUCCCAAUGCUACUGAUUUACAGACCGUCCUGCAUCCUAAUGUUGGUCAUGGUAUCAAUUACUCGCUUAAUGCGACUGCAGCUUAUAAUGUUCUGCUUGAUUAUCUUCAUAAGCAUGGUAUAUAAGAACCUGAUUUUCUGAUGCAAUAUUUGUGAUUGUUGGCGAGUUGAAGCAAUAUGACGAAGUGGUGGAAAAAUAAGAGAAUAGGAAUAGGGAAAUUGGUGUGGACGUUUUAAAUUAAGAUAUAGA
Molecule: messenger RNA, 1447 nt
Organism: Hymenoscyphus albidus
Lineage: Eukaryota; Fungi; Ascomycota; Leotiomycetes; Helotiales; Helotiaceae
Source: the annotation of a GenBank genome assembly